This is a messenger RNA of Callorhinchus milii (elephant shark), 4083 nucleotides long. RefSeq names its product DENN domain containing 11 (gene dennd11). Gene Ontology annotation, cellular component: cytoplasm. NCBI's taxonomy places the organism in Eukaryota, Metazoa, Chordata, Chondrichthyes, Chimaeriformes, Callorhinchidae. The record is from RefSeq and is a predicted model, not a curated record. The transcript is spliced from 10 exons. The coding region runs from base 41 to 1468 and encodes 475 amino acids.
GAGGGAGGGAGAGAGAGAGCGAGCGAGGGAUCGGCCGGCAAUGGUGGAGCAGGCAGAUCGCGCCCCGCUCCUGGACAAUGAGGAAGGCCUCGCUGUCACGCUGCCCCGGGCCGCUGCCCCCGCUCCAGCUCUCACGGCUCAGCCUCCGGCUGGGGGCGGCGGGGAUGCUGGGGGGUUGACCCCGGGUCCGAGCUGCGGGAGGAUCGGGCCGUGCGGGGCCGAGGCCGCAGCCCAGGCCCUGCCGGGCGGACAAGAGGAGGAGCAGGUAGUGGCGGUGUUCGUGGUGACAUUCGACACGAGAGCAGCAGUUGGAUCACUGCACUUCUGGAACGUCACAUUGAUGGACUGCAGCUGUGAGAGCUGUAACAUUGUUGAAUGGUGUUUGCCUCAAGAAGUGGAUUUGGGAGGAGUGGAGUUUAAAUCCAUGGCCAGUGGGUCUCACAGAAUAAAUUCAGAUUUUGUUUACUUUCGUAAAGGUAACUACUUUGGCAUGGCGUGUUUUGCCAACAUGCCAGUGGAGAGUGAGCUGGAGCGAGGAGCUCGAAUGAAAUCUGUUGGCAUUCUGUCACCAUCGUAUACCCUUCUGUAUAGAUACAUGCAUUUUCUGGAGAAUCAGGUCAGACACCAGCUGGAAAUCCCUGGCCAUUACGCUCAGUUAGAAGCCUUUUACGAAGAUAAGAAAGGGGUUUUACCUGUUGGAAUGCACAGCAAAGGAGCACCUACAUCCCAUCAACCCCUUCAUUGGCUUCCAUCCAUUAACAAGUGCAUGUUUGCAGAGAUGAAGAUCACCCAUCCUGCAGGAUGCAUGUCACAGUUCAUUAAGUUUUUCGGAGAACAGAUAAUGGUACUUUGGAAAUUUGCACUGUUAAGGAAGCGAAUUUUGAUUUUCUCACCUCCACCAGUUGGAGUCGUCUGUUAUAGAGUUUACUGCUGCUGCUGCCUUGCUAAUGUUUCACUGCCUGGGAUUGGAGGAGUCCCUGAAUCCAAGCCUUAUUUUUACAUCAGUGUAGCAGAUAUAGAAACCCUGGAGACAGAGGUAGCCUACGUGGCCUGCACAACAGAAAAGAUAUUUGAAGAAAAGAAAGACCUGUAUGAUGUUUAUAUAGAUAACCAGAACGUGAAAACGCAUCGCGAGCACUUGCAGCAACUACUGAAGAUAAACAGUGCCGACAAGGACAAGUAUCGUAAGCUCAAUGAGCAGAGGCAAAUGCUGCUGUACUCUCAGGAGGUGGGUGGAGACUGCAGCUCCAAUGAAGAGGACCUGUUCAUUAUGUUUUUCAUGGAACAGAACAACCGCAUCUUCCAGAUGUUAUUGGAAGUUUCAGCUUGCCAGGAUAAAACGCUGACAGCUGACCAUGUCAGGGGCAUGGGGCUGGAUCCCCAGGGGGAUCGCCUUUUCCUGAUGGACCUGCUUGAGGUUUACGGGAUUGAUGUGAUGCUGGUCAUUGACAAUCCCUGCUGCCCAUAAACCAAGGACACCAAGAAGAGUGAUAGGAACUGGAUAAAGAGAGGGGAGGACGAAGGGAUGGAUUUACAGAAUUUAAAAACUAGAAGACGGCGCAUGCCAUCCUGCUUAGCUGCUGGGUCAUGAGCUCUUUGAGUUGUGUCUGGUUCAUUUCGCAAGUCACUUGUUUUUCAGCCCCUUAGGCAAAGGGGUUGCAGUUGUUUGUAUAAACUAAACAUUUUGGAGAAUUAACCCUAAGGAAGAAAUCAGGACAGUUUCACUGAAGAAAUAAUAAUGUAAUGGAUUUUUAAAAACAAAUUGAUAACAAGAGUCUUCUUGGUUUUAAGUAUUGCUGAUGAAAGAUUAUUGUGAUUUUUGCCAUGCUACAACAUACAACAUAUGUUGUAUCACUGGCAACUGUGAAUUAGUACAUGCACGCUACACCCACCCAUACGCGCACACAUACACACAUUCCAUACUACACAGGUCAGUGCAUCUCUGGUGUUCCAUUCCUUUAGCUGAAAUUGGUGAAUUUAGUUUUUCAGUCAGUGUUGGGCUAGUGAUUGUAUGAGCCCCUGACCUAGUGUUGUAUGUUGUGGUCUGAUAGCAUUAUUAGUUGCCCAUUCACUUUGCUAACUUGCAAUGAGUUUGCUCAAAAUCGCUGCAAUAAGAUGUGACCAAUAAGACAUUCUUCCUGUUUCACUGAGCCUUGACAUUCAAGUGAACACUCUGCCAUCAAAAGCACUCGAGGCCCUGUUCUUUUAAUGUGCUGGUAAUACUGGGGCAGAGUGUCUUCUUUGCCCUGCACCUUUAAUGGUGUCUUCUCUGGACUGUACAAUUGAAUUGUUUUGCUCUUGUUUUAAAUUCUCCAAAAUCUUUCUUCAGUGCAGAUUUGCAGUUUCAAGUUUUCAUUGUUUCAGAAUGAAAAUAAGAGUUGUUUCUCGUCAGUAUUUGCACUUGUUGGAAACAAUUUAUGUGACUGAAUGAGGAAACGUGUUGUAUUACUUACUGCAGGCAUGGGCUUGCUCAUAAUUGAAAUAUAUUUCUAACUUCACAUAUAAAUGGUCCUGUGCAUUCUCACCUCAUAUAGGUUGAACUACAUAUCUAGUUUUCUUGCUUCCUGUUCAUGUCAAUACUGUGAUGUGUUUUAGAGCGAGGACCUUACAUAUAGGAAAAGUGGAGAAGAAUCCUUUAAAAAGAUUUUGGUUAGCACCAACUCUUGAAGGAUAGCAGCUCAAGUGAUUUUCCUCUGAUGGUAAGAGUAUUCAGUUGUAUCAGGAAAAUUGAAUUUAUUCAAAGAAUGCAGAUAACCACACCAAGUAUGAGAAGAGUUGGUGUGUCAAUUGCAAAACACAACAAAAAAAUGAAUAUUGACCAUCCAAUGGAUACAAUAUAUAAUCCAACAGGAAGAAUAGUCCAAAUAAUCAUUGUCUAACACACAUAAUGUGAUUUUCAUUACUUGAAUGUUUGUAUCCACUGUAUAUUGAUAUGUUUUCUGCCAAUACUGUACCAUGGAUGUAGAAAGUACCUUAAGCCUUUUUUUACAUUUUAAAAAAUGUAUAAAUGAGUCUGCCUUACUGCUGGGACGUUGGUAUGGUGCAAUGUGUGAUCAGCAAGGAAAUAGGUGUUGCGACCUUGUUCUCCACAGUGUUGCCACUUUAGUGUUAACGGUUACUUUGACAGGGAUUCAAUGGUGUACAUAUGUUGGAUAAAAAGUCUUGUGAAAGUUGAGGCUCUUGAAUGUUAAUCUUCUAGUCACUGGAAUAAGUAAAGCAUUUAAAAGAAGCUAAGGAGUUAGAUGUGUAGAAGUUACCUGCACCUUACAAACUGCAAACAAAUGGGUGGAUCUUGAUUAAAUAGUUUUAGGAACUUCAUUUAUACAAGUGUAUGACUUGAGAAUUUGAGGGCAACGAUCUUUCAAAAGGGGUAGCACUGGGACCUGGGAAUUAUACAGCAAUAGUGCACUGCUGUCUUGUGAAUAUUUUUACCACAUGUUAUUACUGUUCAUCAGAGAGGAUGAAGUGGAGUUGACAUGGAUUUACAAGCCAUUCAGCAGAUACAAUUUUUUCAAAUUUCAAAAGAUGUUGUGAAACUGAUUACAAUUCAGCUGGCUGGAUUGGAAACGUGGUGAACAACAGGAAAUGGAUGAUGGUGGUAAAGGGAAAUAGUUGAUGUUAGCGAUUAGUGAUAUUUUGCAGUCUACUGGAAGAGGUUAUUUGUUUUGACUGUUCACAGAUGAAAUAGAAGAGAGAAUUCUUGUAAAAAUUCUGUUGAUGUCAAGCUUUAUGUCCAGCUGAGUGGUGUAAAGGAUAUUGAUGGCCUUUAAUGUAGUCUGAAUACAUUAAUUGGAUCGGCUGAGGGGUGGCAGAUGGACUUUAAUAUAAUUUAAUAUAAAGUAACACAUAUUGAAGUGGAAAACCUAUGAACACAAUGAAUAGAUGUGCAUUUGCAAAAGUGGAUGAGGAGUGCAAUUUGCAAUUAUCGACUGGAAGAAUAGAAUAAAGCUACUCACAUAUCUUUGAUUAUCAGUUGAAAAAUGAUCUUGUCACCUUGUCUAUCUUAUUGGAAUGGCACAUUAAAUAUUGUGUACAAUUUGGGGCACCUGUGGCUGUUUGUGGGAACUUGCUGGCUUAAAUGGC